AUGUAAGACGAUCGGGUUAGAUACAUGUAUGACUUUUAUUUCAUAAAAGGAAUUCUGUGUAUUCUGAACAUAGAAAGGAUCUUUCUAAAAACAUGGAUGUUGUGUGUUUUGCUAUGGCAGUUGAGUUGGACAGAUUGGUACAAGAAAACAAUUUGCUUAAAGAGGAAGUCAAAGAAAUCUCAAAUCUUAGAGUCGAUCGACUCAAUUACGAAAAGCAAAUUGGAGAUCUGAUGAACAGAUUGCAAUCGCUCAUGGCUGAAAAUGAUAUGCUAAAACGGGAUAAUGACAAAUUGAAGGCUCAACUAAAUUCAUCCAAUCAGAGAGCCCAACAACUGGAAGGACAAGUAAAGGACUUUUAAUAGGAGAUACAAUUGGUCUCCAAUAAAUUGGAAGACAUCACUGGAGGAGAUGGUGGUAAAUCAAAUAGUAUGAUCUUUUAUUUUAGAUUUUGACAUCGAAGCCUUAAAAUAAAAGGCAGAGUUGUUGGAUAAUUUGGCUAAGGAUGGACAAUCAAUGGAAGACUUAUCAGAUUUAUUGGAUUCUCUUAGAGAUAAAGCAGAAAAAUAUGAUCAUCAUUUAGAAUUGUUAAAUGGAAGAGACCUUGAAGAUGUAUUGAAUGAUCUCGACGAAUUGGAAAAGCUAAGGAAACUAGUUAAAGAACUUUAAGCAAAGGUGAGUGAUUUAUAGAAGGAAUUGGAAGCAUUAAAGAAAAAAUCCAAAGAAUUAGAUGACAUGAAGAAGAAAUUGGGAGAUGAUCCCAAUAAGGAAGUCGAUAAAUUGAGAAAACAAUAGAAAGACUAAGAAGAUCUCAAAAAGAAAUUGGCUGAUGCCUUGAAGGAAAUUGAAUAAUUGAAGAAAUCAUUGAAUGAUAAAAAUGCUGAAUGCAAUAAGUUAGGUUAAUAGGUUGCUUAACUCACUUAGGACAAUUAGGUUAAAGAUCAAAGAAUUUAGGAAUUGGAAAGAUAUGCUCAAUAAUACUAGGAAUUACAAAUCAAGGUCAAUAAAUUGGAACAAGAAUUAGAUAAUCUAUAAAGAUAGUUGAGAGAUAAAAACCAAUAAUUAGAAGAGAAGACUAGAUUGAUUGAUAAUUUAAAUAGAGAAAUCUAAUAAUUGAAAGCUGAAUUAUAAAGAUUAAAAGAUUAGAUUGCCAAUUUGGAGAGAGAAAAAUAAUAAUUGUUGUAGUAAUUGUAAUAAUUGCAAAAUUAACUUGCUUAAUUGUAAGACUAACUAAGAAAUGCUUAAGGAUAAUUACAACAAUUAAACUCAAUUGCUAAUCAAAAUGAUGAUGAUAAGGAGAGAUAUGAGCAAGAAAUAGAUGAAUUGAAAAAUGAGAUUGAAUCACUCAAAGAAUAAAUUGAUGAAUUAAAUGAUGAAAUAGCAAAGUUAAAAAGAAAGAUAUCAGAAUAGGAUGAUUAGAUUGAUUCAUAAACUAAAACCAUAUCCAAUAAAAUUGCAAGAAUUAAAGAAUUAGAAGAUCUUUUGAAUCAAAAAGAAAAGGCCAUCAAAGAAUAAGAAAGUAAAAUAAAGAAAUUACCAGGAUCCAGUGUGGUUGUUGGUGGAAGAGCAGGGUAACCAGCAUAGGCAUUACAAGGAGGAUCUGAUGUUAUCAACAAAUCCUUGGCCAGUUAAUUGUAGGGAGGAACAGGUUAACCAGGUAGUUUGGGAUCUAAAAGUGGACUUGCUGGCUUAGGAUAAGGAGAUGAAUCUUAAAGUACAGUGUUAUUGAGUCAAUAUCAAAAUGUUUUAUUGGCUUAUUUAUUGAUUGCUGCUGAAAAUGAAAGAAUUAGUGAGGCCUUAAGAAACACAGUUCAAGAUUACGAAUAGGUAUUAAAUGAUUUGAGAAAUGCUGAAGGAGAGAUUUCUUAUUUAAAGAAAUCUAUAUCUGAUUUACAAACUUAAAUUAAUGAUGUAAAUAAUAAUUUCAUUUUUAGCUUCGAUUGUAAUUGGAUGAGGCAAGAAGAAAGGCCAUGAAUAAUGAUGAACUUGAAAAACUAAGAAGACAAUUAACAGAGUACGAGAACAAACUAGCCUUAUUAUCAAUGGAAUUGUAGAGAUAGAGAACAGUCUCUGGUUCAGGACUAUAAGGAACCUCUUAACAACUUAUUUCUUAAUAAAAUACAUUUGGAUAUGAGGAUAAAUAGAUCAAUUUUGAUUAAUAAUACAGGUCACCAAGAGGUUCACAAAGAAAUGUGAAUAUCAAUGUCAAUGGUGAGGACGAGUCUUGGAGAUUGAAGAAAAUAAUUGAAGAUUAAUUAUGUUUGAUAGUCCUUAUGUCAGCUGAGCUUGAAACCUUAAGAUCUUAAGAGACAGCUAAUUAAAGAUUGAAUUAAUCAGGAGUUCAGAGAUCAACUAUCCAAACCAGCUAAGUUUAGGUUGGAUAUGGAAAAAGCACAAUAUAUUGA
Paramecium octaurelia is the source of this 2402-nucleotide messenger RNA. The record is from the annotation of a GenBank genome assembly. NCBI's taxonomy places the organism in Eukaryota, Ciliophora, Oligohymenophorea, Peniculida, Parameciidae.